AUGUGCAAGGGAUUCGGGUCGACCUUGACUGACCCUGCUCUCCAGUGGUACAUCAAUCUCCCUACCAAGUCCAUCAAGUCCUUUGCAGCCCUUAGCGACAAGUUCGUAGAGCAAUUCGCUAGUAGUCGCAACCUAGAGAAAAACUCAGAUGGCCUCUAUGAAGUCCUCCAACAUAGGAACGAACCCCUUCGUUUCUACAUAGCACUCUUCAACCAAGAGAAGGUGGCUAUCCCUAAGUGCAACGCUGAUACGGCUAUCUCGGUCUUCAAGCGGGGUCUACUCCCGGAGGGAGAUCUUUACAAGGAGCUGAUUAAAUACAAGUGCAGGAAUACGGAGGACGUAUUGUCUCGUGCUUGGGCUCAAGUAGGAUGGGAAGAGGAUGUUGCAAGUAGGGCCAAGAACUAUCCAAAGUAUGAUCAGAAGUCCUCAAAGCCAACUAGGAACGAUCGUGAUGAGCCCUCUCAUCCCAAGUCCGCUAGGGAGACUAGCAGCCCGAGCAGGGGAAGAUAUCAACAUCGCCUUUUGCCUAGAUCCAAAGGAAUGAUGGUAUCCACAUGGCCUGAUAUCUCUCAUUUAGCAAUAACGAAGCCGGAGCUGAUCGGUGUCCUACGAAAAAUGGGUCCUCAAGUCAAAUGGCCCCCUAAGAUGAAGGCCUCCGAGGCUAAUCGAAACCCCAAGCGGUGGUGCGAGUUCCAUAGUGACCAUGGUCAUACUACGGAAGAUUGCAUAGCCCUGAAGAUAGAAGUCGCCGAGUUUCUCAAGAAAGGCCACCUAAGAAAGUUCCUCUCAGACAAGGCCAAGAACCUUCUGAAUAAAGAAGGUCCUGGUCUCCCUACCGAAACAGCUCCCGCAUUGCCACCACAGCAAGACCGAGUGAUCCAUGUCAUCUCAGGCGGAUCGGAAGUAGGCGGAAUCAGCAGUGCCGCUGCCAAGAGAAUUACUGGCAACGCCAGGAACGGCCCAAGAGGCUGA
This is a messenger RNA of Raphanus sativus (radish), 972 nucleotides long. RefSeq lists its product as uncharacterized. The record is from RefSeq and is a predicted model, not a curated record. The transcript has a single exon. The coding region runs from base 1 to 972 and encodes 323 amino acids. Lineage: Eukaryota; Viridiplantae; Streptophyta; Magnoliopsida; Brassicales; Brassicaceae.